Messenger RNA from Dicrocoelium dendriticum, 628 nucleotides. Lineage: Eukaryota; Metazoa; Platyhelminthes; Trematoda; Plagiorchiida; Dicrocoeliidae. The record is from the annotation of a GenBank genome assembly.
GGUGGACAGCCAGAUUGUUUCUACAACCACUGUACAACAUGAAAGUAUUGUACAUCGCCAUCACCCUCAUUUGUGUGUGUGUUGCCUUGGUCAUCGUUAUCGCAAUCCUUUUGUGUUUGGAGCUACGCGAAGAUCGAAAAGAGCGACAGCGCGAAGCGCAACGUUUCCACUUUGAUGCCAUGUGAUUCGUGGAUCGCUCGAACCCGCCUUCUCACUUUCCUUGUCAACUGUGACGUGCCCCGCUGCACUCCACUUUGUGAUACCUGUUCUCCAACCAAUCGUUUACCCUCUGCCCUCACACAUUCCACACAUACACUUCGCCGUUACUUGGAGAGCCACACUCGCUUUUUGUUAUCUAGUUCGAUUUCACCUCUAUACAAACCUGUAUGUGAAGCGUUUCUGCUUCAUUGUUCGCCUCUGACCCCAGAGUUCACAUAUCCUCAUCCUUUCAUUUCCUCAUUGCGUCCAUUAUGCAAUAUUCUUUGUGCUCUCAUCAGUUUUUGAUCUCUGUUCAAAUCUCUUCUCUAACAAAUCGCCUCCAUUUUGAUACCAGACCUCGAACGCGUUGAAUGCCACAGGGUAAACGCUUACUCAUCAAUCACUAACCUUUUGACUCACGAAUUGGUAA